This is a messenger RNA of Drosophila nasuta, 1230 nucleotides long. It is a transcript of the gene Gr2a, whose product is annotated as Gustatory receptor 2a. The transcript has 4 exons. Lineage: Eukaryota; Metazoa; Arthropoda; Insecta; Diptera; Drosophilidae. The record is from RefSeq and is a predicted model, not a curated record. Gene Ontology annotation, cellular component: dendrite; axon; neuronal cell body. Bases 1 to 1230 code for a protein of 409 amino acids. Gene Ontology annotation, biological process: male courtship behavior; chemosensory behavior; sensory perception of taste.
AUGGAUAUUUUGGAUGCGGUGGCGCCGAUGUUGCGUGUCUCGCAGCUGUGCAACCUGUGGCAGUGGCGCGUGGACCCCUCUGCUCGUCUGCUGCAACGUUCCCGUUGGCUCGAGCUCUACAGUCUGGUAAUUCUCUUCGUCUCCAGUGGCUACCUUUUGUACGGCCUGUUCGAUGAGAGUCGCGAUGAGAGUGACGAGGGCGGCAAUGAGACGAGCAACAUUGGCCACACCGUCGACUACAUACAGCUGGUGGGGAUACGUGUGGCACACAUCACAUCACUACUGGAGGCGCUGUGGCAGCGUCAGACGCAGCAACGUUUCUUUGCCCAGCUGCGGGAAAUUGAUCGUGAUUUUGCCAGCAUGCUGCACAUCGAUGUGGACAACGCCAAGUUGCGUCAGCAAAUGACACGUCGUGGCUUUUGGAUGCUUGCUGGUUAUAUUAUCAGUCAGAGCUUUAUCAUAGUAACGAAAAUGUUUUCACCCGAUCACAAGUUUCCCAUCUACUGGAUCUGCUAUCUGCUGCCCUUGCUUGUGUGCGGGCUGCGUUAUUUUCAGAUCUAUACGGCCGUACUAAUUGUCCACCAGCGUCUGGAGCUGCUGCACAAGCUGUUGGAGUCGCUGCAACUGAAUGAGGCGGAUCCACAGAAACCCUAUGCCUGCAUGUGCAUCAAGGAGGCGCUGCAAAUGCAGGUGGCAGCCGCAGCAUGCAUGCAACGUCUGAUCACCGCCAGAAUUCUGUAUCAACGCCUUUGGCUAUUGGUGGGACUCUUGAAUCGCUGCUAUGGCCUUUCGAUGCUGUUCAAUCUGGGCAAUGAUUUUCUGGCCAUCACCUCGAAUUGUUAUUGGAUUUUCUUGAAUUUUCGCCAAUUCGCUGCCUCACCAUAUGAUUUCAUGCAGAUUCUGGGCAGCACUCUUUGGACAACUCCGCAUCUGGGCAAUGUGCUGGCCUUGGCUCUAAUGUGUGAACGUGCCGCGUACUUUACCACGCGUUUGGCCUUGAGUCUGCAUCACAUUCGUGUCGAUCUGCAGAACGACAGUCACAAUGCACUUAUCACACAGUUUUCGCUGCAACUGCUGCAUCAACGUCUCUGCUUCAGCGCUGCUGGAUUCUUCAAUGUCGACUGCACGCUGCUCUAUACGAUCGUAGGAGCUACCACAACGUAUCUCAUCAUUCUAAUACAGUUUCAUAUGAGCGAGAUUAGCUUCAGCAAUGCCUCUGAUGGCGCAUAA